Messenger RNA from Stylonychia lemnae, 846 nucleotides. The record is from the annotation of a GenBank genome assembly. NCBI's taxonomy places the organism in Eukaryota, Ciliophora, Spirotrichea, Sporadotrichida, Oxytrichidae.
AUGGGCUGUAAAAAUUCUAAAGAUAAAUACAAGUAAUUAAACGUCAUCGAGAGAUGGAAGAUUUAAAAGAUGCCUGAUAUUUUAACAUCUAAUUUUGAAAAUGAAUUUGAAUUGACUCUCUAUAAAACUAUAUGCUUGAUUAGGCAAGAUCCAUUGUGGUUUAUACCAUACAUAUAAAAAGCGCGAGACAAUUAGCAUUACACAGGAGCUAAUAUUGAGCUAGUCAUUAGUAUAAUGAAAGGUUUGAAAGAUGUACCAAUGCUAUAGAUAAGUGAUACUGGAAACAUAGCAUGUAGAAAAGUUAAUGAUGAGAUGAAAGACAAAGAAUACCCUAAUUGUUAUAGAAUUCGAAAAGUUUAUCGUGAAAUAUUUCAGAAAGAUAAUCCAAAAAAUCAAUACUUUGAGAUGACUAGUGGUUGUGGAGGUACUGGUGGAGUUAGACGAAGCAUUCUAGGAGAGUUGGAAUGCGAAAAAAAUCCAAAAGAAUCAAAAUAUAAUAGUAUACAAACAGAUCAUAAUCAAAACAGCAUUAUCGAUCACAAUUCCAAGAGAAAUUCCAUAUAAUACGAAAGCAAUUAUUAAGACGAACCAGUCUAUGAGUAUACUGAAAUAGGGUGGGAAGGCACUGCUGAGGAGCUCGCAUUAUUUAUAUUAAUAGGUGGUUGUCAAUGCUCCGGAGAUGACACAAUGCCUAUGAUAGAUAAAAAAGUCACAAAGAUAGGCAUUUCCUUUAGAGCGCAUAGAACAUUGAAAAGCUCAUUACAACUUUUGUACUUAACAGAUUCAAAUUGUACUAAUGAGGCCGAAGAUAUAUUGAAAAGAGAGAGACCAAACUCAAUUUUAUGA